AUGGCUAGAACAAAGCAAACAGCUAGAAAGUCUACUGGUGGUAAAGCACCAAGAAAACAAUUAGCCUCCAAGGCUGCAAGAAAGUCCGCUCCAUCAACUGGAGGUGUCAAGAAGCCCCACAGAUAUAAGCCUGGUACCGUCGCUUUGAGAGAAAUCAGAAGAUUCCAAAAGUCUACUGAGUUAUUGAUCAGAAAGUUGCCAUUCCAAAGAUUGGUCAGAGAGAUUGCUCAAGAUUUCAAGACUGAUUUGAGAUUCCAAUCUUCAGCUAUUGGUGCUUUACAAGAAUCUGUCGAAGCUUACUUAGUUUCUCUUUUCGAAGACACUAACUUGUGUGCUAUUCACGCAAAGAGAGUCACCAUCCAAAAGAAAGAUAUUCAAUUGGCUAGAAGAUUAAGAGGUGAAAGAUCUUAG
This is a messenger RNA of Priceomyces carsonii, 411 nucleotides long. It is a transcript of the gene HHT2, whose product is annotated as histone. Gene Ontology annotation, biological process: rRNA transcription. The record is from RefSeq and is a predicted model, not a curated record. Gene Ontology annotation, cellular component: nucleosome; nucleus. Lineage: Eukaryota; Fungi; Ascomycota; Pichiomycetes; Serinales; Debaryomycetaceae. The transcript has a single exon. Gene Ontology annotation, molecular function: DNA binding; protein heterodimerization activity; structural constituent of chromatin. Bases 1 to 411 code for a protein of 136 amino acids.